Molecule: messenger RNA, 228 nt
Organism: Suillus fuscotomentosus
Lineage: Eukaryota; Fungi; Basidiomycota; Agaricomycetes; Boletales; Suillaceae
Exons: 2
Source: RefSeq, a predicted model, not a curated record
GUCGAAGAAGGCAUUGAAAUGCUUCGCAGUGUCCUCCCAGACACGACAAUUAUAGUUGUUUUGAAUAUUAUUGAUCGCAAAGGCCAGCACCCCAGCGAAGUUCUGGGCAUUACUUCAACAUACACCGUAUUUGCCCACCUCGAUGUCGCAUCUACAGCCAUGUCUAGUUACUGCACCUGCCUAUCAUUUGCAUAUGCGGUGCUAGUAUCCGAGAACCGUCUUGGGUGA